AUGCUGAGCCAAAUUAAACAGAAGCUACCAGAGGAGCAUCGUAUCGCCUACUAUAAGAGCGUGCGAGAUGACCACACUGAGGAUUCCUUCACCGGACUUGUCAAGUGGUUGUAUAGACAGCUACUAUUACUGGAGAAGGCGAAGCCGGCCGGUGUGGAUAGUCCAUCGACCCCUCCACCACAACAAUACAGAAUGUCCAAGUCUUCAAAUGCUGCCACAGUAAAUGAGUCCCAGCAGUACCAGCCUGGCAAGGAUAGAUGGCCAGGAGUUGGAGGAACAUGGUCAUGCCCAUUGACUGUCACUGAAAUUGACCAACCCUGCGGUGACACUCUGAUAAUACUACCGGAACAUCUCCAUCAGUACAACCAUCUCUCUGAAGUUGACAUUCCCAUUGCCUCAUCAGAGACCAUCGAUGUACUACUUGGUGUUGACAACACACACCUGAUGAUCUGGGAAGACUACAUCCUCGGUGGAAAGUCCAAUGAACCUGUAGCUGUCAGAUCCCCUUUUGGCUGGUUCAUUCAAGGUGGAAGAUCUGCUAGCUCAACCUGUCUGUUGAACUAUGUCAAUGUGUCAGCUAUCGGACCAAUCGAAGAGUUCAUCGGCCUGGAGAGUGUUGGCCUUGAGCCAAGAAGGUAUAAAUGCUCUACCGACCUCCUCAACGAAGGCGCAACCAAAGCAAUGGAACAAAGUGUGACCCAACUCCCAGAUGGUUCGUAUGAGAUUCAACUUCCGUGGAAGAAGUCGCCCGAAGAUCUUCCGGACAACUACGUUUUUGCAGUAAAAAGGCAGAAGAGCCUACAGAAUCAGUUUAGGAAUAGGCCCGAAGAAUGGGAAACCUACUGCAAGCAAAUGAGGGAGCAACUUAAGAGAGGAGUUUCUAGAAAAGUCUCAAAGGAAGAGUUGCAACGAGACAGAGAUGCUGGGAUGAAGAUGUGGUUCCUACCUCAUUUUGCUGUCACCAAAGACAACUCCUGUCAGAGUAGUAUACGAUGCGAAGUAUACGAGUUGACAACAGUCACCUUUGGGGGCAAGCCAUCUCCAACUGCCGCUAUUGUCACCCUAAGACACGUUGUAGCUGUUCAUGCACCCGGUGAUGACCACAUGAAGAAAUUGGUCGUGGACCAGUUUUACAUGGACGACCUCAAUGAAUCCGUUGUCGACACCGAAAAAGCUCUCAAUCUAAAGUCCAAACUGACGAAGACACUACAAAAGGGCAAUUUCGCCAUCAGAAAAUGGAAAUCUAACAAAGAGGAAGUGUGCGACAGUACAGAGGAUAACAAGCUAGCAGUGGCUUUGGGGACUAAGUGGGAUCUUAAGAAGGACGCUUUGAGGGUCAAGGAAGUAAAGCCACUGCAGAAUACAUCUACCAAACGCAACAUUUUUGACCAAACAGCCUCCUACUAUGACGUUUUUGGUAUGUUGUCGGGUAUUCUCGUUCGACCCAAGAUCCUUUUGCAAAAAUUAUGGCAACUAAACCUAGAUUAG
Asterias rubens (European starfish) is the source of this 1488-nucleotide messenger RNA. RefSeq lists its product as uncharacterized. The transcript has 3 exons. The coding region runs from base 1 to 1488 and encodes 495 amino acids. NCBI's taxonomy places the organism in Eukaryota, Metazoa, Echinodermata, Asteroidea, Forcipulatida, Asteriidae. The record is from RefSeq and is a predicted model, not a curated record.